This is a messenger RNA of Monascus purpureus, 2561 nucleotides long. Lineage: Eukaryota; Fungi; Ascomycota; Eurotiomycetes; Eurotiales; Aspergillaceae. The record is from the annotation of a GenBank genome assembly.
AUUGUCGACUGUCAGCCUGCUGUGCAGAAGCAUCAGAGCUGACAUUUACUUCUUCCAUUAUUUGCUUCUUCCAGAUUAAUAUCCCGGUGUUGGUCUACGGCAGAUCGCCGUGGGCUGGACUCCGAUUAACUCAGUCCUAGCUAUCAGUACCCACGGACCCAUAGGGCCCAAAAGUACGGGAACCGCUCCUUGUGUUGUCCUCCAUCUUGUACGGAUAUUAUUGACGACUCGACGAGGCGUCAGCCCCGUCGUGGCUUUCGAUUUCCGCCUGGGAUUCUGCUGCUGUUAUUAUUAUCCUCCUCUGGUGACGUCUGGGCCGCUCUGUGGUACCCAAUGCCACUGCCACUGGCGUCCUUUGUGCAUGUUGAUCAUUUCUAUGUCCUUUCCUUGUCUUGGAAACCUUUGAGCUCUUCUCCAUCUUUCACCAUCUCUCUCUCUCUGUUUCUUUAGUCGCAUUUAUCUUAGAUCUCCUAAAAUUCGCGGGAUCCCAGGAGCCUUGAACUAGCCCGAUCUCCUGACGGUUCGAAGAUCAUCCUCUCCUUAAUAUAUUAACGCCUGGUCACGAUCGCAUACUGGACCCCCUUUUUUAGAUCAGCAAUAGUUCAAAACUCAACAUGUUGGACAAAAAAAGACAAAUGAACCAUUGGUCUCGGAACCCUGUAGUUAUUGGGCACCCCACACUGGUUGAGAAGACCUUGGACGAGAGCGUGUACCCCUCUAUCGCGCGGAAACCCGUCAACAACACCAAUGCCGCUCUUAAUAAGGAUCUCCCUGCGCUGCCUCGGGAUCCUUCCAGUUCCCCCUUAACGGCCAGACCACUCAAUCUCAGGCUCCACUCCGCCUCGAGGAACGACAAAGAGCAGCGUCAAAGUUCCCUAAAGCGGGUUUCCUUAGGCCGCAGGAGCCACUUGAGUCGAGGAGGUCGCUCGCCCGACAGAAUCUCAGAUAUAUCACCCCCCAGCACUCCCGUCUCCUCAGGUUGUGUUCAUGAGCACCCUUACGACGUAUCUCCGACGGACGAGCAACCUCCGCAGUUAUUUGAUGAUACAGAUAUGGCACCUCAUUCUAACGACGUAUUGACCUUGAAGUCCAGCAACAUACCCUCUGGACAUAGUUUCCACAAAUCUCCGAGUCUAGGCAACUUAAAAAGGUCUGCCAAUGCGCAGACAGCCAACCGCUAUGACAAUGUUGGACUCACGGCCGCUAAGAGUACCACCUGGCAGGGGCGGGUCCCCAAGGCAGGUGGGUUCUUCAAGAACCUCACUGCGAAAAGGAAGACAAUAGGCUCCAACGGGGAAUCACCUGCGGAUCAUGAUCCCUGGGCUUGGCCAAGUGAACGCCCUACAGUGGAGCAGACCAUAGGGAGGAAGUUUUCGCUACGCAAGUCGAAAAGCCACGACCGGUUAAGAAUGGAACAUGACGUGCCAUGUCCGCCGUUUGUCCCCUCAGUUGUUACUACAAUUACGGCGGGCAAGGAGAAGAAAUACGCACCCUUACCCAAAAAGCGCACCGCACACAAGGAAGCUCAUAAGCCUGCUCGUCCAGCUUUGGCCAACCCUCUUCCCCCGCGAAUCGAUUUACCAAGGCUUGGCCACUUGAACGCAGAGCCAGUUGAUCUGGAAACUGGCGACCGACCUGUAAGCCGUUUCAGCGCGACCACAGAUGGAUAUUCCGAAGCAGAUAGCUUGAUAAACAGCGCGAGCGUCAGCACCACGGAAAUCGAUACCACGUCCACAGAGAAUCUCUCUCCGGCUAUGGUCAGGGAACAGUUAAUCCCUAAAGCCAAGACACUUGCGUCUACGAAGAUACCACCCCGCAAGCCUGUUCCCAUGGAGGCUAACAAAGCAUUGAGCAUUUCAUCACGAAAUUCGCGUGAAAAUCAGACAGAGAAACGCAUCAAAGAUCUGGAGGCGCGCAGGGAAGGCCUCGCAUCGCGCAAGGCGAACGUUGUUGCGGUGAUUCACGAGUUAACAGAGGUCGUCCAGCCGAGCUCUGUUGCUUACGACCUCGCUGUUAGAGACGAGGUCAAAAAGACCGUGGCGACUCUUAACGAUGAAUUGGCCGAAAUCCAAAAAGAGGAGCACGAUAUUGGCCUGCAAUUAAUCCGAGCCUGGAGACGACGCGAUGAACGUGAUCUCAACGGCGGCGAGUCCAGUCUGUGGGUUAGACGGGUUACCAAUUAAGGGAAGCCUAUCUAUUUCCACGAGCUCGCUGAUUUCCAAUUUUUUUACCCUGACGUCUGUCUCUUGGUGUUAUUGGUCGAUCCAUGCUAUGUGAUAGAACGUCGGAUGUCCAUUCUUUCUCAUGUUUCUUUUCUAUCUCUAUUGUCGUACUCUUUCAGCUAGGCUGUUUGGUGCAUUCUGGUCUUCAUAUACGGUGCUCUCUUGCUUUUCACUAAUUUAUCAUGUGCGAUCUUCUGGGGUUGAUAUACCCUUUCUCCUUUGUCGGAUGUCGGCCAUUCUCGGUUCCUUGACUAAUUAUGCAUACAUGAUUAAUUUCGGAUACGGCAACUUGUUAGGUCUAGCUGUGAGAUAUAGCUCUAAUAUAUUGUUGAAAACGGU